UUUAAAAUCUUAGACCAUACCCAAAAGAGAGACCCCAGUCAACAAUAAGGUGGAAAAGAAUGAUGUUGUCCUUAAACAGUCUACAGAAUGUCAUCUAUAACCCGAUAAUCCCCUAUGUUGGGACCAUUUCUGAGCAGUUGGAGCCUGGAACUUUGAUUGUACUACGUGGGCACGUUCCUAGUGACUCAGACAGGUUCCAGGUGGACUUACAGUGUGGCAGCAGUGUGAAACCUCGAGCAGACGUGGCCUUUCAUUUCAAUCCACGGUUCAGAAGGGCCAACUGCAUUGUUUGCAACACUCUGAAAAAUGAGAAGUGGGGCUGGGAAGAGAUCACCUAUGACAUGCCUUUCAAUAAAGAAAAAUCUUUUGAGAUCGUGAUCAUGGUGCUGAAAGACAAAUUCCAGGUGGCUGUCAAUGGAAAACAUACCCUGAUCUACACCCACAGGAUCAGCCUAGAGAAGGUCGACACCCUGGGCAUUUAUGGCAAAGUUAUAAUUCACUCCGUGGGUUUCAGCUUCAGCUCGGAUUUAAGAAGUAGCCAAGCAUCUACUCUGGAAUGGACAGAGAUAAGUGAAGAAAAUGUACAAAAGUCCGGCAUGUCACAGUUUACUCUGCCAUUUGUAGCGAGGUUGAACUCCUCAAUGGGCCCUGGACGGACUGUCGUCAUAAAAGGAGAAGUAAAUACAAACGCCAAAGGCUUUGCUGUUGAUCUACGAUCAGGAAAAUCCAAGGAUAUUGCUCUCCACCUGAACCCACGCCUGAAUGUUAAAGCAUUUGUAAGAAAUUCUUUUCUUCAGGAGUCCUGGGGAGAAGAAGAGAGAAAUAUUACCUGUUUCCCUUUUAGUCCUGGGAUGUACUUUGAGAUGAUAAUUUAUUGUGAUGUUAGAGAAUUCAAGGUUGCAGUAAAUGGUGUACACAGCCUGGAGUACAGACACAGAUUUAAAGACCUGAGUCAUAUCGACACGCUGGAAAUUGACGGCGAUAUCCACUUACUGGAAGUAAGGAGCUGGUAGC
Molecule: messenger RNA, 1014 nt
Organism: Lipotes vexillifer (Yangtze River dolphin)
Lineage: Eukaryota; Metazoa; Chordata; Mammalia; Artiodactyla; Lipotidae
Gene: LGALS8
Product: galectin 8
Exons: 9
Coding region: 60-1013 (317 amino acids)
Cellular component (GO): cytoplasm
Molecular function (GO): carbohydrate binding
Source: RefSeq, a predicted model, not a curated record